Molecule: messenger RNA, 951 nt
Organism: Hirsutella rhossiliensis
Lineage: Eukaryota; Fungi; Ascomycota; Sordariomycetes; Hypocreales; Ophiocordycipitaceae
Product: aldose 1-epimerase domain-containing protein
Exons: 3
Coding region: 1-951 (316 amino acids)
Biological process (GO): carbohydrate metabolic process
Molecular function (GO): carbohydrate binding; isomerase activity
Source: RefSeq, a predicted model, not a curated record
AUGGUGGAUAGGCCAAACAAGCCCACGGCCCUCGCCGCAACCCCUGGCCUUCCCCCGCAGGCCCAGGUCACCAUCUCCGACGACAACGCCCGUGUUGCCGCCCUGCUGCCCACGGGUGAGAGCGUCGAGGUUCUACUCUUUGGCGCCACUGUCCUGAGUUGGAAGGAUGCCGCCGGCGACGAGAAGCUGUGGCUGAGCGAGGCUUCCAAGCUAGAUGGCUCCAAGGGUGUGAGGGGAGGCAUCCCCAUAGUCUUUCCGUUGUUUGGUCCUCCCAACGCCGACCACCCAGCCACCUCCAAGUUGCCCCAGCACGGCUUCGCCCGCACCGCGAGGUGGGAGUACCUGGGCAAGUCCACCAGCGAGGGGUCCAGCUCGAGCGUCAAGCUCGACUUUGGCCUCUCGUCCGAGAAUCUUGAUGAUGCUACCCGCGCCGCUUGGCCCUACAAAUUUGGCCUGCUGUACAGCGUCACCCUGGACCGCGAGAGCCUCAACACGACGCUCGUCAUCUCCAACCAAGGCGACGAGUCGUUUGACCUCCAGACCCUCUUGCACACGUACUUUAGAGUCAAGGACAUAACGUCGGUACGAAUCAGCGGUUUCGAGGAUUCUUCGUACGUCGACAAGGUUGACGGCGCCAAAGCCAAGACAGAGGCGUCCGCACCUGUCACCUUCUCCGGCGAGGCCGACCGCGUCUACACCCCCGCCAAGGGACCCGGGCACCCCGUCAUUGUCUCCGAUGACGGACAGCCGCGCUUCCGCAUCGUACGAGAUAACCUCGACCAAGUGGUUAUAUGGAACCCUUGGGCGGACAAGGCCGAGGGCAUGUCCGACUUCGUGCCCAAGAGCGGCUACAAGAACAUGGUGUGCGUCGAGGCCGGCAGCGUCAAGGGAUGGCAGAAGCUGGACAAGAGCGACACGUUUGAGGCUGCGCAGACGAUUUUUCUGUCCUGA